Capra hircus (goat) is the source of this 1446-nucleotide messenger RNA. RefSeq names its product dihydrodiol dehydrogenase 3-like. NCBI's taxonomy places the organism in Eukaryota, Metazoa, Chordata, Mammalia, Artiodactyla, Bovidae. Gene Ontology annotation, cellular component: cytosol. The transcript has 10 exons. Gene Ontology annotation, biological process: daunorubicin metabolic process; progesterone metabolic process; doxorubicin metabolic process. Gene Ontology annotation, molecular function: aldose reductase (NADPH) activity; bile acid binding; androsterone dehydrogenase [NAD(P)+] activity. The coding region runs from base 242 to 1222 and encodes 326 amino acids. The record is from RefSeq and is a predicted model, not a curated record.
CAUCAGUCUUUGGGCAGCCCCAAACAGGUUGGAACAUUGCAUUAAGGUUUUUGUGAUCAGUCUUGUUUGCUGGAGGCAGCUGGGAAGAGUGCUGCCACCCAUUAUAGAUCAAGACUUCACUCUUCAAGUCAGGGAAGAGUGUAUCUGCUAACAUUGGAUAGUGCUGCUGGGGCGUGACCAUCCUGGUGUUUAUCAAUUGUGAAGGCAGAAGGGAAAAAUCUGAGUCUGCUUAGUCAAAGAAAUGACAAUGGAUCCCAAAUACCAGAAGAAAGUGAAGCUUAAUGAUGGCCACUUCAUUCCUGUUCUGGGAUUUGGCACUUUUGCACCUCCAGAGGUUCCUAAGAGUGAAGCUCUGGAGGUCACCAAAUUUGCUAUAGAGGUCGGAUUUCGCCAUAUUGACUGUGCUUAUUUGUACCAAAAUGAAGAGCAGGUUGGUCAGGCCAUUCGAAGCAAGAUUGCAGAUGGCACUGUGAAGAGAGAAGACAUAUUCUACACUUCAAAGGUUUGGUCCACUUUCCUUCGACCAGAGUUGGUCCGACCAGCCUUGGAAAAGUCACUGAAAGAUCUUCAACUGGAAUAUGUUGAUCUCUAUAUUAUUCAUCAUCCAGUGGCUCUGGUGCCAGGGGAGGCAGUUUUCCCAACAGAUGAAAAUGGAAAACCGAUAUUUGACUCCGUGGAUCUCUGUCGCACGUGGGAGGCCCUGGAGAAGUGUAAGGACGCAGGGCUGACCAAGUCCAUCGGGGUGUCCAACUUCAACCACAAGCAGCUGGAGAGGAUCCUGAACAAGCCAGGGCUCAAGUACAAGCCCGUCUGCAACCAGGUGGAAUGUCACCCUUAUCUCAACCAGAGCAAACUGCUGGAAUUCUGCAAGUCACACGAUAUUGUCCUGGUUGCCUAUGGUGCUCUGGGAGCCCAACGAACAUUGCAGUGGAUGAACCCAAACUUCCCCUUUCUCUUGGAGGACCCAGUUCUCUCUGACAUUGCUGAAAAGCACAAGCAAACCCCAGCUCUGGUCGCCCUUCGGUACCAGAUACAACGUGGGGUUGUGGUUCUGGCCAAGAGUUACAACAAGAAGCGGAUCAAAGAGAACAUACAGGUGUUUGAUUUUGAACUGACUACGGAAGAGAUGAAAGCAAUCGAAGGCCUCAAUAGCAAUAUAAGAUACUAUGAUAUUCAACAUUUUGUCGAUCAUCCUGAGUAUCCAUAUUCUGAAGAAUAUUGACUGUGAGCUGUCCACCAUGCAUUCUACCAGAACUUCUUUUCUAGGGUUGUGAAGAGCAUUUCUGUACUUGGUGGAGAUGUUUAAAAGAAGUGUCUGAACUUUUGAAGCUUGUUUAUCAUUAAAACUUUUUUAUGAAAUAAAGAAGACUUCAAAUAUGAAUUCUAGUUUUCUCUGAUAACUAAAUAAUUGGAAAAUAAAAGAAAAAGAAUAGAAAAUAAAGAUAA